CUCUCUCUCUCUCUCUCUCAGCUGGGUUGCUACUGGCAGACAAGAUUGGAGGACAAACAACUGUAACUACUAUUGCUGCUGCUGCUGCUUCUGCUGGUUUUUGGGUGCUGUGGACUUUCUGAUAUUGCAGUGCACACAUACAGGAGCUCGUGUGCUUGCACCCUCCUUCUCUCUCUCUCUCUCUCUCUGUGUGUGUGUGUUGAACUUAAGAGAGGAGAAUAGAGGAGUACAGAGGCAGACUCUACCAUGCCAGUGCAGGGAGAAAGACUGCAGCGCUGUUUGUCUCUCUGCGUCUGGAGCUACAGGAGUCCUCUGCUGUUGCUUGGACUGUUCUCUCUGCACGCACAAACGCACGGCAACAUAUUGGACACUAUGCUGCUAAGAACAUCCAGCAAGGAGACAGUAGAGAGCGGGAAGGAGAGCAGCAGCAGUGUCGCUCCAGCUUUAUUCUCCCAGAGACUACUGUGGUGUCACUGUUAUCAUCACUGCCCUGAAGAUUCAAUCAACAAUACAUGCAGAACUGUGGGCUACUGUUUUACCAUGGUGGAGGAUGAGGGAGGAGUACCUGUCCUAACUGCAGGAUGUCUUGGCCUUGCUGGAUCAGAGUUUCAGUGCAGAGACACAUGGAUCUCCCGUCAGAGGAGAUCAAUAGAGUGUUGUACAGAUGAAGAUUACUGCAACAGAAACCUGUUUCCCACCCUGCCACCACUUGAACCACCUAACUAUGUCGAGGGAGACAUUCACCUCAAGGCCUUGUUGAUCUCAGUUACAGUGUGCAGCAUAAUAGUGGCUCUUAUUAUUGUGUUCCUCUGCUACAGGUAUAAGCUGCAAGAGUCUCGCCCACGAUACAGUAUUGGUUUGGAGCAGGAUGAGACGUACAUCCCUCCUGGAGAAUCUCUGAAGGAUCUGAUAGAACAGUCUCAGACUUCUGGAUCAGGAUCAGGGCUCCCUCUGUUGGUGCAGAGAACAAUUGCCAAACAGAUACAGAUGGUGAAGCAGAUCGGUAAGGGCAGGUAUGGAGAGGUGUGGAUGGGCAGGUGGAGGGGAGAGAAAGUGGCCGUUAAAGUUUUCUUCACCACAGAGGAGGCCAGCUGGUUCAGAGAGACGGAGAUCUACCAGACUGUCCUUAUGAGACAUGAGAACAUACUGGGUUUUAUAGCUGCAGAUAUUAAAGGAACUGGCUCUUGGACCCAACUGUACCUGAUCACUGAUUACCAUGAAAAUGGCUCUUUGUACGACUACCUCAAGUCAACCACUCUGGACAACAAAGCCAUGCUGCGACUGGCCUACUCGUCCGUCUCUGGCCUCUGCCACCUCCACACUGAGAUCUUUGGCACCCAGGGCAAACCUGCCAUAGCUCACAGGGAUCUGAAAAGUAAGAACAUCCUGGUGAAACGAAACGGCACCUGUUGUAUAGCUGACCUGGGACUGGCAGUGAAGUUAAAUAGUGACACCAAUGAGGUUGACAUCCCUCCCAACACGAGAGUGGGUACAAAGCGUUACAUGCCGCCUGAGGUUCUCGAUGAAACACUGAACAGAAAUCAUUUUCAGUCAUAUAUUUUGGCUGACAUGUACAGCUUUGGGCUCAUCCUGUGGGAAAUUGCCCGACGUUGUGUGUCAGGAGGUAUCCUUGAAGAGUACCAGUUGCCAUACCAUGACCUUGUCCCGACAGACCCUUCAUAUGAAGACAUGAGAGAGGUGGUCUGCAUCAAGCGACUACGACCGUCAUUCCCCAAUCGAUGGAGCAGUGAUGAGUGUUUGAGACAGAUGGGGAAGCUGAUGACAGAAAGCUGGGCCCACAAUCCUGCCUGCCGGCUCUCAGCACUACGGGUCAAAAAGACACUCGCCAAAAUGUCAGAAUCACAGGAUAUUAAGCUGUGAGCGGGCAGAGGGAGGUUCAACAUCACACACAGAAAGGGCACUCAUGAUCACACCGGCUCUGCCACAACAGGCCCACUGAUCAUUUUUCCCAGGAAAAGGAAGUGGGACAGCAGCCAAGAACUUGGAGAUGCAGCAUCAAACUUUGAGUCCUGAUGCACAGAACUCUGUAGUCCAAGUCACUGAUGAGUAAUUGACUGCAGGGCUGAGUGAUGAUGAUGAACUAAAUUAAUACAAACAAAAAUCAGGUCCUGUUGUGUCCAUUGGAGAAGACGAGACCAUUUAACUUCUGAGUACUUGGAGGACUAAAAUCACAUAUAGGUUCCCAUCCACAUGCGCCAAUGUCUGUGGAGAUUCACACUGUAGCUGCAGAGAUACACAAAAAGCCUACUGAUUAGUGCGUGGAAUACUAUUUAAAUGCUUUCUGUGAAAGCUGCCCCACAUGUGUAUGAAGGUCUGACUGAUAAAAUGCUUAAAGGCAUUCUGUAUUUGUAGCAUGACACCUACUUUGAAAACACUGUCACUCACUACUGGCUUUAAUCAGAUUGAACACAUUUUUAUCACUCUGAAACUGUUUGGUUUUGAUUUCAGUGGCUGACACUGUGAUAUGUGACAGACAAAUGUAUAUUGAGACUUUAAAAGUUUAGUUUAUGCUGGUGGUGUUUGUAGACACUGACGUCUAAAUAUUCCUGUAUUUCUGAGAUGUGAUGUAAGUGUGUUUUCAAUGUAAAAGUCAAACUCUUUAAAGUUAUAUGUGGAAAGAAAAGUUUUUAUGGCUAAAUAAAUAUUGGAACGAG
Messenger RNA from Thalassophryne amazonica, 2675 nucleotides. It is a transcript of the gene bmpr1ba, whose product is annotated as bone morphogenetic protein receptor, type IBa. The transcript has 12 exons. Bases 247 to 1881 code for a protein of 544 amino acids. Gene Ontology annotation, cellular component: signaling receptor complex; plasma membrane. Gene Ontology annotation, molecular function: transforming growth factor beta receptor activity, type I; ATP binding; SMAD binding. Gene Ontology annotation, biological process: BMP signaling pathway; cellular response to growth factor stimulus; protein phosphorylation. Lineage: Eukaryota; Metazoa; Chordata; Actinopteri; Batrachoidiformes; Batrachoididae. The record is from RefSeq and is a predicted model, not a curated record.